AUGGCCAAUGUAAUUUUGCCAAAUCAGCCUGUGGUUAUUGAUAAUGGCUCAGGCUCCAUCAAGGCCGGGUUUGCUGGUGAAGAUGGACCACGGGUGGUGUUCCCAAACUAUGUUGGCGCUACUAAACAUCGACGAGUAAUGGCUGGUGGUUUGACAAAGGAAAAUUUAGUUGGUAAGUUCGUUUUUGUUAUUUUUUUUGGCUUUUAGGUAUUCAAUGUUAGUCGUCAUGGUUAAUAUUUUAUUGUGAUGUUUUUGAGCUGAAAUCUAUUAAUUUGAAAAUGAAUAUAGUUGAGGAUAAAGAUGUGGAUGUUUAGGAUCUGAUGCUCAAAAAUACAGGGGUUUGUUGGCUUUAAAAUACCCGAUGGAGCAUGGUAUUGUAACGGAUUGGAAUGCCAUGCAGCAGAUCUGGGAAUUCGCUUAUUCUUCGGAACAGUUGAAUGUAAGGGUUUUAUUUUUGGUUGUAAAAGAAUCUUUAAUAUCUUUUCUAACGUAUAUUAGCUAAAUUUCGUUGAAAAAGGCUAUUUUUCAUAUAAAAAGUCUGUUGUUUUAGGUAAUCACUAACUAUAACAUAGAUUUUUCUGUCAAAAACAAGCUAUACUGUUUUUACGUUUUAAUUUUGAAAACUUUCGUUGUAUGGAGAGAAUUCAUGUGCAUAUUUUACAAUAUAUUUUACAGUGCAACUCUUCGGAACAUCCAGUAUUGUUAUCGGAAGCUCCAUUGAAUGCAGUGAAGAACCGGGAGAAAGCAAUGGAGAUCUUCUUUGAAACCUUUAAUGUCCCAGCUAUCCACGUUCAAAUGCAAGCUGUUUUGAGUUUGUAUGCAGCUGGAAGAGCUACUGGAGUGGUGCUAGAUUCGGGAGACGGUGUAACACAUUCGGUGCCUAUUUAUGAAGGUUUUGCUAUUGAACCUGCGUAAGUUUUUGGGGUUUUUUAAAUGUUUUUGAUGUUUAGGUAGAUGGGAAAUGGAAGAACUGCUUGUAGAAAAGCUGUUGAGGUCAUUUUUGUCAUUCUUUGACAGAAUUUUGCUGUUAUCCUGAUGGUUUUUUGGCCGAGUUUUACAAUAUUGUUUUAGAAUUCAACGGAUAGACGUUGCCGGCCGAGAUGUGACAAACUAUUUUAAACUUUUACUACGAAAAGAAGGCCACAUUUUCCACCGGUCGAAUGAGUUUGAGCUCGUACGUGAAAUGAAGGAAUCCGUCUGCCAAGUACUGCCAUAUAGCUCUAACAGUUCAAAGGAUGAGUCGGUAAGUGGUUCUACAAUAUCGUUUUUGAUUUUUUUUGGAUUUUUAGGUGUGAAAUGAUAAAUUAUAUAGUGUAAGGAGUUAACUACGACUAGUCAGCGUUUUGAUUCUAAUAAGUUAAGAUCUGACUCUUUAUUUUCAGUCAAAAAUUACAAUUUUUUUAAAUCAGCUGACUUUCAUGGAUAAUAUAACUUUUGAUUUUUCUUCAGCUAAAAGCCUACACAUUACCGGACGGUGAGACGAUUAAAGUUGGAAGGGCAAGAUUCCAAGCUCCAGAAGUGUUGUUCCGUCCAGAAAUUGUUGGGUUGGAAUAUUGUGGAUUGUCACAAUGUAUCGUGAACUCGGUCAAGGUAAGGAUUUUUAGUUUUUUUUUGAAAUUUUAGGUAUGAAACAAGGAUACAAGCUUUGUAUAUAAUAAGACAGGUUUAUGUUGACAUAAAAAAGCAGCGUUUUACGUAUGUUGCGAUAACUAUCACAAAGAACUUUUCAGUUUUAUAUUGUUAUAGACGAUGAUAUAGAAAAGGGGGUAGUUUUGUUUUUAGUAUUGAUAUGAGACCAGUUUAUGUUCAAAAAGGAUAGUUAGUGUUAUAUUAAUAUAGGAAAACGUAUUUUUUUAUUGUCUUUGUUCUGUUCGUAUCGUAAUAGAGCUUGUUUUCUAUUGUACGACAAGGUUUAUUGUGUUAGCGAAAGUAGGUCAGGGAGAUGUUUGAACAAGGAUUAUAUGGGUUUUUGGGCAAAAAUAGGCUGUUUUUGGGUUGGGCAGGGAUUUUGGAUAACAAAAAAAUUUUUGUUUUUAUUUUGAAAUUUCGAAAAAUUUUUAAAUCUCAAAAAAUGAUCAAAAUUGAAGUAAUAUGACCUAAAACUACUAAAAAUCUAAUUUGAAUACUCAAAAACCCUAAAUUCCCCCAUUUUUUAGUUAUCCGACACGGAACUUCGAAAAGAGCUCUACUCGACCAUUCUCCUCUCCGGCGGCUCCACCCUCUUCAAAGGCCUCGGCGAUCGUGUACUUCAAGACGUCCUAAAACAGAAUCCGGCCGACACAAAGGUCCGGAUCGCGGCGCCAACAGAACGAAUCCACUCGACGUGGACGGGCGGCUCCAUUCUGGCCACAUUGGACACGUUCCGAAAGAUUGUCCGAACAAAGGCACAGUACGAGAAUGAGGGCAAGAAUCUGGCUAGAAAGGCUUACUAA
Messenger RNA from Bursaphelenchus okinawaensis, 2432 nucleotides. Lineage: Eukaryota; Metazoa; Nematoda; Chromadorea; Rhabditida; Aphelenchoididae. The record is from the annotation of a GenBank genome assembly.